Sphaeramia orbicularis (orbiculate cardinalfish) is the source of this 2151-nucleotide messenger RNA. RefSeq names its product N-terminal asparagine amidase (gene ntan1). Gene Ontology annotation, biological process: ubiquitin-dependent protein catabolic process. Bases 176 to 1096 code for a protein of 306 amino acids. NCBI's taxonomy places the organism in Eukaryota, Metazoa, Chordata, Actinopteri, Kurtiformes, Apogonidae. Gene Ontology annotation, molecular function: protein-N-terminal asparagine amidohydrolase activity. Gene Ontology annotation, cellular component: nucleus. The transcript is spliced from 10 exons. The record is from RefSeq and is a predicted model, not a curated record.
GCAGAAGAAGAGAGUCUUCCUGGAAGUGUAAGCUGUGGUAUUGGUAGGUUUUUGCCAUGGUCGUUUGGACGGUUUGUAAUACUUAUGGUAGAGGACAUUUUAUUUAAAAUAUGAAGUUACUGCCCUCAAUGAGAGAGUAGUGUAGUAUCUGUAGAAGUGGACCUCUCCUUCGGAAAUGCCUUUAUUAAUUCAGAACAAAGGACUUGACCGGAUAAGCUCGACAGUGGAGCUGUUCGACAGGCAUCCGCAUUUACAGGAAAGUGCAAGAGACUUUUGCUCCAAGCCACUUGUUGAUGUCGACCCAAAGUGCUUUCUGUAUGUGCAACAAAGAGAGUUUGCUGCAACAACACCAACAGACAAUAAUGUUUCCAUCCUUGGAUCAGAUGAUGCUACCACUUGCCAUUUGGUUGUGCUGCGACACACUGGCAGUGGAGCAGUUUGCCUUGCCCACUGCGAUGGCUCCAACACUUGGUCUGAGGUCCCACUUAUUGUCAAAGCUGUCACAUCACUGAGUAACAGUAAGGACAGCAGACUAGAGCUCCAUCUUGUUGGGGGAUUCAAUGACGAGUUAAAAACAUCCCAUAAAUUAAGCCUUAACAUUCUGGCAGCGUUCCAUAAACAGAAAGAGGAUAUUCAUCUAGUAACAUGCUGCAUCACUGAAAUGAAUGACACUGUUGUCAAUGGAAAUCACAGACCUAUAGUAUAUGGAAUAGGUGUGAAUGUCAAAACAGGGGAAGUCUUCCCUUCCUCUUUCUCUCAUAAGGGACCUGCAGAGGAACUGCGCUCAGCUAGAACCUUCACUGGGGGACAGAUGGCUGACAUUUAUGACUCAAGUCAAGGGCUUGUUAAAAUUGGACCUUGCAAGUGGUCUCCGAAUAUGGACAUUGCCUUCUGGUUGUCACAAAGUGAUGACAUAAUUUUAAAGUACCUGUCCACAUCUCCCAUGGCUGAGCCACCACACUUUGUCCAGCACAUAAAGUCCACUGUCCAGUUCCUUUUAGAUCACCCAAAUUCUGAUAGCCUGUUUCCUGGGGGCCAGCCACAGCUCUACCACAGGACUGAACAUGGGGACUGGGAGAGAGCUGCACAGUCAUAGAGGCUUCCACUCAUCUUCAUCUGAACCUCAAAACAUGGUACCUGACUGUUUCUGCCUCUUAGCUUAUUGGACACACUGUGACCCACAUUCACCUGCUGUCUCUUUUUGUUCAUCAUGUCUUAUUAUGGAGGUGACCUCUAACCAUGUUGUAUGUUUGUUGAAUUUGUUGAGUUUGACUCAUCUGGCUGGCCCAGUAGAGCAACUGGAGAGUACAAGUGAUUGGUUCUAUGACAGAAGUCUUUUUGAAACAACAUUGUCUUCAUACAUAUCUGUGUAAAAUAUCAUACUUUUUGUCUGUACACAACUGAAACCUUUUUUUUUUUUUUUAAAUGCAUACUCAACCAACUGAUAUCAUGCCACUAUAAUUGCCUUUAGAGGCCUUGUUGUCAGUUGUUGUUGCUGUGUUGCCAGGAAAGCAAAUCUGAAGUGCACAUAUACAGACAUGAAUAUUCAUUUCAAAUAUUAAGAGAAAAGGUCACUUUAUGUGGUCAGUAUAUGACUCGUUUUUGAGCUGUGUCACAAGUGGCAUCAUCAAAUGAAGAUUGCACAAGCACAUGAUAAAUGCUAGCUUUCAUGUGCUAUAAUAUGAUAAAAUUCCUGUAUGGAUCUUAUAAAUGCAGAGCUUGACCUGUGGGUAUGGUGUAUUCACCUGUCAGGACUUGCAUUUCAGCUUUGUGAUGACUAAAGAAGAAUUAAGCUUUGCACUUUGUUUAAAACACUGAUAAAUUGUUUAACAGUUACAGUGUUUUCUCUACAAUCGCAUCUUCCUGCUGAGUGGAAAAGGACCUUCCCAUUACAUACUCUACAUAGAUCUGUACACUUGGACAUGAAUGUGUAUGUGGAAGUAUCUGCAUGUGUAAAUGUGUACAAUAUUCUACUGCAACAAAUAAUGUCAACAUAUGAUUUUGUUAGCAAUGUCAUUUUAAAACUGUAAAACAAUUCAAUUUUCAGAGCAACAAAUGUACUGUAUAAGGCCUUUCCCCAUCAAUUAAGUUUGCAAAGUGCUUGAAAUCUUGAAACUGUACAUCUUACUAAAUAAAGGUAAAUAUGAUAAA